Molecule: messenger RNA, 1723 nt
Organism: Cuculus canorus (common cuckoo)
Lineage: Eukaryota; Metazoa; Chordata; Aves; Cuculiformes; Cuculidae
Gene: PHF24
Product: PHD finger protein 24
Exons: 8
Coding region: 360-1562 (400 amino acids)
Molecular function (GO): calcium ion binding
Source: RefSeq, a predicted model, not a curated record
UUGGUACAGGGACAGCAAACCAGGCUGCAUCUGCUCAGCCCCAGUCACAAGCUCCCUGCUUCCUCUGUGUGUGUGUGUGUGUGUGUGCGCGCGCGCGUGCGUGUGUGUGUGUGUGCGCGCGCUAGACACAGGCAUCCGCUCACAGCAUCUUGCUGUCUCCUGCAUCCUCCAGCAGCAAGCACAGGUCUCUGGCUCGCUGGGUACCUCUCCAUCCCCUGGAGGGGAUUUGCACAGGAGGUGUGGGAUGUGGUGAGCACCUGCGGGUGGAGAGGGAGUCGUGGCUGGAGGCAGCGGUGAUGGGCAUUGUGUGGACUGCUUUCUAGGGCUGACACUCCCCAGACAGACUCUGACACUGAGCCAUGGGGGUGCUGAUGUCCAGGCGGCAGACGGUGGAGAAGGUGCAGAAGGUCAGCUUGGCCGUGUCAGCCUUUAAGGACGGGCUGCGGGAACAGCCAUCGACACGGCGGCGGGCAGAGGGAGGGGGAACUCGCCGGGGAACACUGGAGCAUGCUGUGCAGGAAGGAGAGGAGGAGGUAUCAGCAGGACCUUCCCAGCCAGAGGAGAGCAGUGCUAGCAAGGCAGCCUGGGAACGACUGCGGGAUGGCCGGGGCGUGGAGCCCGAGGAGUUUGACAGAGCCAACAGGUUCACUCCACCUGCCUUCAUCCGGCCCAAGCGGGAGCUGCAUGAUGAUGAGCCCUUGGACAUCAGCCUGGAGCAGCGGGAACAGGUCCACAAUGAUGAGAUAUGUGAGAUCUGCGAGGUGUGGACAGCCGAGAGCCUCUUCCCCUGCCGUGUCUGUAGCCGGGUGUACCACGAUGGCUGCCUGCGCCGCAUGGGCUACCUGCAGAAUGACAGCGCUGUAGAGGUGACGGAGACAGCGCACACUGAGACAGGCUGGAGCUGCUACUACUGUGACAACCUCAAUCUCCUGCUGACUGAGGAAGAGAUGUACAGCCUGAUGGAGACCCUGAAGCACUGCAAGAUCAUUCCAGAGACCUGCCUGACCUUGGAUGACUUUCUGCACUAUAAGCAUCUGGUGCACAAGCAGCAGUUUGAGAAGCCCAUGGCUGAGGCGCAGGAGGAGCAAGCAGCCCUGCAGUUCUCCGCCCUGGAUCCUGACAAGAAGGGGCACAUCGAGUGGCAUGACUUCCUCUCCCAUGAGUCCAUCCAGCUGCUGCAGAAACUGCGUCCGCAGAAUGCCCUCCUGCGGCUGCUGACAGCCAAGGAGCGGGAACGGGCACGGGCAGCCUUCCUGGCCCUGGACCAGGACAACGAUGGCUUCAUCGGAGAAAGCGAGUGCCGCCGGGCCCGGCACACCUGGUUCCGCAAGCACCAAAAGGAGACGCCAUCCUGCAAUGUCAGCAUCAGCCAUGUAGGGCCCAUGUCGGAGAGCAGCCCCGCCAGCAGCAGCAGUGGCAAGAGCCAGGAGAAGACCCCACCGGCUGCGGAGCAGGAGGAAACCAGGCUCAUCGACUGGUCUGGCUUCUUGAAGGAGAACAUCGCCUACAUCCUGGCUGCUCGCCCAAACAGCACCGCCCUCCACCUGCAGCCCCCCGCCUAGCUCCCCCCCCCGAUGACAUCUUGGGUGGCGAGGCUGCUCCUGCCAUGGGGACCUGCCUUGCCCAGCCAUGGGCAGAGCUGGACACCAACUGGCUGGGCAGCACCCGCCCACCUUCACACCCUGCAUCCCGUCAGCCAAAGGGAUGGGUGCUGGGCUCUGAU